AUGUCCGGCGACAAGCGACCGGCGUCUGCCACGUUCGGCAGUUCACAGCUGGUUAAGAGACAGAGAAACGAUGGAGACGCCAAUGCCGGCGCUCUACAGAAGGCCAAUGGCAGCGCACUCGUGCAAGGAGGCACUGCUGCAAAUCUGCCAGCCUCUGUCAUGGAAUUGAGUGGGCACACUGGAGAGGUCUUCUGUGCGCGCUUCGAUCCCUCCGGCGCCCACAUCGCAUCCGGUAGCAUGGACAAGAACAUUCUUCUCUGGAACACAACCGGCGAAGUCGACAACUACGUCAUCCUCACUGGCCACAAGAGUGCUGUCCUAGAUCUCCACUGGUCACGAGACAGCCAGGUGGUAUACUCGGCCAGCGCAGACAAGACAGUCGCGAGCUUCAAUGUAGAAACAGGCGAGAGGAUACGGAAGCACGUAGGCCACGACGAGAUCAUCAACUGUCUGGAUGUGAGCAAAAGAGGCGAGGAGUUCCUGGUCAGCGGAAGCGACGACGGAUAUGUCUGUGUGUGGGACCCGCGAGCAAAAGCAGCCAUCGAUGAUAUCCAGACAUCCUUUCCGGUUACGGCCAUCGCUCUAGCAGAAGCAGGCAACGAGCUCUUCACAGGCAGCAUCGACAACGAGAUCAAAGUCUGGGACCUGCGGAUGAAGAAGGUGCAGUACACGCUCGCCGGCCAUACUGACACUAUCACAUCUCUGGCUGUAUCACCCGACACACAAUCACUUCUGUCAAACUCGCACGACUCGACAGUCCGAGUCUGGGACAUCAGACCAUUCGCGCCUGCGGAACGCGCAGUUAAGACCUACGAUGGAGCACAUGCCGGUCUGGAGAAGAAUCUUUUCCGAGCAUGCUGGGGGCCGGGUGGCAAGCUGAUAGCUGCCGGCGGCGGUGAUGGCACUGCAACUGUCUGGGACUCAAAGUCGGCGAAGCUCAUCUCGAAACUCCCCGGACACAAGGGUGCCGUGAACGACGUGCGAAUAUCGCCUGACGGCUCAAUGGUACUCUCGGCAAGCACAGAUCGCAACAUGCUGCUAGGCCAUAUACCGCGGUAG
Messenger RNA from Fulvia fulva, 1059 nucleotides. Its product is annotated as U5 small nuclear ribonucleoprotein. Gene Ontology annotation, molecular function: RNA binding; protein binding. Gene Ontology annotation, cellular component: catalytic step 2 spliceosome. Lineage: Eukaryota; Fungi; Ascomycota; Dothideomycetes; Mycosphaerellales; Mycosphaerellaceae. The transcript is spliced from 4 exons. Bases 1 to 1059 code for a protein of 352 amino acids. The record is from RefSeq and is a predicted model, not a curated record.